AGAAAACGAUAAAUUUCAACUACUAAUACAUAUUAGAAAUAAUGUAUAAAAGCUUUUCGUUUCAGUUUAUAAUCAAUGAAUUUGUCAUCUUUAAAAUUCGUUGCGAGGCAGAAACGCUAUUUCCUUUUAAGUAUAGUCAAUGUUAUAAGUUUUACGCGAUAUAGCAUGUAGAUACGUCUCAUUCUCGAAUUUUAUAGAUAAAAGAAAAAUUCGGAACAAUCUGCCAAUCAGACCUUAAGGACAAUCAGAUUUCAUCUAAAUUGAAUUCAUGUCAACAACAAAGCGAUACCUCUCCAGUGUCAACAACACUUGACCCCAUAAUUUUAUGUGGAAAAGGUUUGACAAUUGAAAAAGUGAUAAGAAUCGUGCGACAAAAGUAUCCGGUAGAAAUAACAAAUGAUUUUAACGUACAUAAGAAGAUGGCCGAUUCAUGCGAAUAUAUUCGCAAAGUUGUCGACGAAUCUCAACCAUUAUAUGGCGUAACAACGCUAUUUGGUGGUAUGGCACACCGACAAAUAUCAUGUAGCCAGGCAAGUGAAUUACAAAAUAACUUGGUUUAUUUUCAUAAAACUGGUGCUGGAGCCUAUGUUCCAUUGGAGGAUGCUAGAGCAGCAAUGUUAUUACGGGCCAAUUCACAUUUAAUCGGUGUUUCAGGCAUAAGAAUGGAGAUAACAGAUCGUUUAAUCAAAUGUAUAAAAGAACAGAUAACACCACUUAUACCUGAAUUUGGGUCGGUGGGUGCAUCAGGUGACUUAGUACCGUUAACCUAUAUUGUUGGAUCAAUAUGUGGUACAAAUAAGAGUUUUAAGGUGAAUUUUCGUGGGCAAAAGAUGGAUGCAACUGAUGCAUUAGAGCAAAUGGAUUUAAAAAGACUGUAUUUGCAACCGAAAGAAGGGUUGGCGAUGAUUAAUGGUACAAGUAUGAUGACAGCUUCCGCGACAAUAGCUGUUUAUGAUUUGUACAUUUUAUUCGCUGCAACAUUACAUGCUCAUGCAUUGGCUAUACAAGCACUGCACGGUAAUAAUCAACCAUUUCAUCCGUUUCUACAUGAAAUGAAACCUCAUCAUGGUCAGAAACUCAUCGCCAGUACAAUCCUGAAUUUAUUGUCAGAUUCCAAGAUGAUAAAUGAUCAUCUGGAUGGUACGCAUAACAUGCGUCAAAACGUAUUAAUCCAAGAUCGUUAUUCCAUACGUGCUAUGCCACAAUAUCUUGGUCCCUUUAUUGAAGGUUUACACGAGAUUGCUCGUGCUGUUGAAGUUGAGAUUAAUUCAGCAAAUGAUAAUCCAUUAAUUGAUGUUGAAAACCAAAGAGCCUACGCUGGUGCGAACUUUUUUGGUGAAUACAUCAGUACAGCAAUGGACCGUUUAAGAUAUAUUGUUGGUUUAAUAUCAAAACACCUGGAUGUUCAAAUUGCUCAAACUGUAGCAUCUGAAUUUAGUAAUGGUUUGCCUGACUGUUUAAUCAGUAAUCCUCAGCGAGAAGUUAAUAUGGGUGUAAAAGGUUUACAACUAUGCGCUAAUUCAAUCAUGCCAUAUUUAUUGUUCUUCGGUAAUUCGAUCGCUGAUAGAUAUUCAACACAUGCAGAACAAUAUAAUCAAAAUAUUAAUUCAAUGGGACACGUUUCAGCUAAUUUAGCUCGACAUUCAGUAUCAACAAUGAAACAGUUAAUUUCAGUUGCGUUGUUAAUAUUUGUACAGGGUGUUGAUUUAAGGAGCAAAUUAAUAGGUAAUACGUACGAUGCAAGAAAUUUAUUGUCAACAAACACCGUCAGAACUUACGAGUCAAUACGUGAAAUCGUUAAAGUACCCAUCAGUGACGAUAAACCGUACAUAUGGAAUGACGAUGAGCAAGCCUUAGAUGAACAUAUUACACUUAUAGCUGAUAACUUAACAGACGAAAAUUCAUCUUUAUUUAAAGCAAUUCAAAUGACGGCUAAAUAUCUACUUAAUGAUAGACAUCAAUAG
Molecule: messenger RNA, 1964 nt
Organism: Didymodactylos carnosus
Lineage: Eukaryota; Metazoa; Rotifera; Eurotatoria; Philodinida; Philodinidae
Source: the annotation of a GenBank genome assembly